AUGUCUAACAUCAUCAACAAGGUCAAGGACGCUGUCACCCACCACGGUGACAAAGACCACAAGUCCACUGGUACUACCGAUGCCAAUGCCUAUGACUCUACCCGAUCAUCCAACCAUGGCCCUCACGACAGCAAUAUUUCCAACACUGCCGAUCCCCGUAUCGACAGCGACCGCUCAGCCUACAACACUUCCACUUCUACCAACUAUGGUCCUCAUGAUACCAACACUGCCAACACUGUUGACCCUCGCGUCGAUAGCGGCCGCACAUCACAUGGUACCUCCGGUCUGACUGGAUCUACUGGCGCUCAUGGAACUACUGGAACUACUGGCACCACUGGCACUGGCACCGCUGCCGACGCCUACGACCUGAACCGAUCCAGCAACCACGGUCACCACGAUAGCAACAUCGCCAACAAGGCUGAUCCUCGCCUCGACAGUGACCGCGAUGGACGUGCUUCCUAUGGUACCACUGGCGCUACUGGUACCACUGGCGCAUAUGGCACUACUGGCUCGACUGGCUCGACUGGCUUCGCUCCUACUACCCACUCUUCUACCCAGCCUAUCUCCACCGGUGCUGGCUCGACUGGCUUCGCUCCUAAUACCCACUCUUCUACUCAGCCUAUCUCCACCGGUGCUGGCUCGACUGGCUUCGCUCCUACUACCCACUCUUCUACUCAGCCUAUCUCCUCCGGUGUUGGCUCGACUGGCGCAUAUGGAACUACUGGCACUACUGGCACCACUGGCACUGGCAACGCUGCCGACGCCUACGACCUGAACCGAUCCAGCAACCACGGUCACCACGAUAGCAACAUCGCCAACAAGGCUGAUCCUCGCCUCGACAGUGACCGCGAUGGCCGUGCUUCUCACGGCAGCACCCGCACUGCUGGAACCACUGGUGCUUACGGCACAACCGGUGCUACUGGUACGACCGGUGCUACUGGUAUGACCGGAGGCCAUGGCUCUGUUCCCUCUGCCCACUCUGCUGCUACCGGACCUGCCAGCUCUACCGCAGGCCCCCACAGCAGCAACGUCGCCAACGAGGUCGAUCCCCGUGUCGAUAGCGACCAGAGCAAGCAGAAGAAGGAGCACAUCCCAGGCCAGUACUCUGGCGUCGACCGCUUCGACCAGGACGUUCACAAGGGCAGCAUUGCGGGCGGCAACCAGGUUAUCGGCCUACACGGCAGCAAGGGCCCUACCACCACCAAGAACUUUGACCAGUCUCAGCAUGAGAGCGCUGCCGGUAGCAGCUACAGCUCCGGUGGCCCUACCACUGCCGGUCCCCACAACAACGACACUCUGAACAAGAUUGACCCUCGUGUUGACUCGGACCUCGAUGGCUCCAAGACCAUCGGUGGUAACAAGACCGGUGCUCAGACUCAGCGAUACUAA
This is a messenger RNA of Penicillium waksmanii, 1389 nucleotides long. RefSeq lists its product as uncharacterized. Lineage: Eukaryota; Fungi; Ascomycota; Eurotiomycetes; Eurotiales; Aspergillaceae. The transcript has a single exon. The record is from RefSeq and is a predicted model, not a curated record. The coding region runs from base 1 to 1389 and encodes 462 amino acids.